CACUGUUAACUCAAGCUGACAGUCCUAGUGGUACUUCUUCUUAGUGAGACUAUGUGACGCUGGUAGUCUCUUAUACUGUGCUGUUCUUUCACUCUCACCCCAACAACACACUAGUAAUAGACAGUUAACAAAAAAUCGACUUGGAACAUAAACAUAAACGACCUAUACCAUGGUAUAUCUUCUUAUGUCAUCUUUUCUCUAUGCUUUAAGUUUUUUUUCAUAUAUUGUCUUACAAUUUACUCCUCAUUUACUAACUCAACCUCAAGUAUUUUCCUUGUUUAAUUUACUCCAUCACUUAACUCACAGUUUUUUAUUCAAUUCGAUUAAUUUUUAUUGAUUCCUCAUUUCCACUUAUUAUAUCUCAAUUUGUACUUUGCCUUCACUCAUAAUGCUUUCCUUUUCUACUGUGUCAAGCGCUUUUCAUCCUCUUUUCACAAUACUUUUCUUUUCUAUUUGAUUAAUUUUCAUUGAAUCUCCAUUUUCACUUAUUUUAUCUCAAGUUGUACUCUCCUUUUAGUCAAAGUGUUUCUUCCUUUUCUACUGUGUCCUACUUUUACUGAUUCUCUUUCUGUAUCUCUGUUGCCCGCAGGAAAAAGAAGUUGAGGAACGUAUGCUUACCCUGGCCACAUUUCUGUCGCCGUUAUAUUUGACUUUGGCCCCUGAGUCGUUCAAAAAUCAGACAAAAUUUGAACGCGAGGCGUCAGAAUGCCGGCUGCGUUUGAAGCCAGGACGGCCUUUCUCGGGGGUGACCGCAUGCAUUGAUUUUUGUGCGCAUGCGCAUAGAGACGUGAACAAUAUGAACAACGGCUGCACGAUGGAAAAAGGAGUUGAGGAACGUAUGCUUACCCUGGCCACAUUUCUGUCGCCGUUGUAUUUGACUUUGGCCCCUGAGUCGUUCAAAAAUCUGUGGUGCUGCUGUGGCUAUUGAUUGGAGAUGUAUACUGGCUGCAGGUAUGGAUACAUCAUCAGUGCGUACA
Nilaparvata lugens (brown planthopper) is the source of this 977-nucleotide messenger RNA. RefSeq names its product methylcytosine dioxygenase TET2-like. The record is from RefSeq and is a predicted model, not a curated record. The transcript is spliced from 2 exons. Gene Ontology annotation, molecular function: DNA 5-methylcytosine dioxygenase activity. Lineage: Eukaryota; Metazoa; Arthropoda; Insecta; Hemiptera; Delphacidae. Gene Ontology annotation, cellular component: nucleus. Gene Ontology annotation, biological process: positive regulation of transcription by RNA polymerase II; oxidative demethylation. Bases 611 to 928 code for a protein of 105 amino acids.